AUGAGCCCGCACCUCUCCCUCCUCCUCCUCCUGGCUGCCUGCACUGCACUCUGCYGGGGUGCUCCACUCGCCGGGGAGCUGCGCUGCCGCUGCGUGCGCACCGUGAGCGAGGUGAUCCCGCCGCGGCGCCUGGCCAGCGUGGAGCUCAUCCCUGAGGGGCCGCACUGCGCCGUGCCAGAAGUGAUAGCGAAGACAAAGCAGGGACUGAUGGUUUGCCUGAACCCCUCGGCGCCCUGGGUCCAGCGCAUCGUCACCAAGAUCCUCAACAGUUCAGAUAAGCAGCUUUGAGGGAAGACGAAACAACUCUAAAGAAGCUACCUGUAUUUGCAAGAAGAUACUAAGAAAUGGAUGCUGGAAGG
Nothoprocta perdicaria is the source of this 359-nucleotide messenger RNA. RefSeq names its product growth-regulated alpha protein-like. Gene Ontology annotation, molecular function: CXCR chemokine receptor binding; chemokine activity. Gene Ontology annotation, cellular component: extracellular region. Gene Ontology annotation, biological process: antimicrobial humoral immune response mediated by antimicrobial peptide; inflammatory response; cellular response to lipopolysaccharide. Bases 1 to 288 code for a protein of 95 amino acids. Lineage: Eukaryota; Metazoa; Chordata; Aves; Tinamiformes; Tinamidae. The record is from RefSeq and is a predicted model, not a curated record. The transcript is spliced from 4 exons.